Molecule: messenger RNA, 1410 nt
Organism: Chionomys nivalis (European snow vole)
Lineage: Eukaryota; Metazoa; Chordata; Mammalia; Rodentia; Cricetidae
Product: germ cell nuclear acidic protein-like
Exons: 4
Coding region: 1-1107 (368 amino acids)
Source: RefSeq, a predicted model, not a curated record
AUGGAUUCAAGCAGCAGCAGCAGUGCCAGCGGCAGCAGCGCCAGCAGCAGCAGCAAAACCUCUGUGACUAAAUUGCCACAGAAAGAAACCAGCUGUGUGGUGAUUGACUCAGACUCUGACUCCCUCUCUGAGGAAAAGAGAUCUAAGAUCUGUGAAAUAAGCAGUGAAGAUGAGUCUUCUGACAAGUCUUCUUCUGAUGAGUCUUCUAACGUUAAGGGCUCCAGCGAUCAGAAGUCUCAAGUAAUUGUUAUCGAUGAUGAAGAUGACAGUCCCAAUUUAAAGGGUUCUGAGCAGAAAAAAGAUGUUUCUAGUGAUGAGUGCCAAAUGCCUGUUCUCGAAAAAGAAAUUGAUUGUAUUGUUCUUGGGGCUACUUCAUCUGCUGAUGUUUGUGAAAUAGGAGCCCCUGGAAAAAGUUCCAAACAACCACCACUGGAGCCUGAGCCCGAGCCAGAGCAGGAUCCAGAGCCUGAGCCCGAGCGGGAGCCUGAGCCUGAGCCAGAGCGGGAGCCUGAGCCCGAGCCAGAGCGGGAUCCCGAGCCUGAGCCUGAGCCUGAGCCCGAGCCAGAGCCUGAGCCUGAGCCCGAGCCAGAGCCAGAGCCAGAGGGGGAUCUCGAGCCAGAGGGGGAUCCCGAGCCAGAGGGGGAUCUCAAGCCAGAGGGGGAUCUUGAGCCAGAGGGGGAUCUCGAGCCAGAGGGGGAUCUCGAGCCAGAGGGGGAUCUUGAGCCAGAGCGGGAUCCCGAGCCUGGGCCCGAACCUGGGCCUGAGCCGGGGCCCGAGCCAGAGCCCGAGCCGGAGCCCGAGCCGGAGCCAGAGCCCGAGCUGGAGCCAGAGCUCCAGCAAAGUGUUACAGCCCAAGAGUCCAAGGAGAGAAAGGUGGCUGCUCUGCUGGCACAACAAAGGAGAAAGAAAAGAAAGAAUAGAUUUAUAUGCAUGGCUCCACCUAAAUCACGUAGGAAACGACGUCGGGUAGUCUCACAGGAUGUGCCCAGCCUGCCAAGUGCCUCUGCAGAGUCUAGUGCCCCUGAUGAUCCCACAUCAUCAGACCAACCUGCCAAAUGCAUGCCAUUAAAGAAACGCAGAGGCAAAAGGGCACGUACACACGAGUAAAAAGGAUCUUUCUGCAAAUGGGGCUGGGGGCUCCCAUGUCCAUCUUAUGCUCCAAUAUGUUAGCAUUUACAAUUCAAUCCCCAUGGAGUGCUUUUUCUCUGAAUUCCUGUCCCUAUGAUAUCUUGGGUUAUCAUCCUAGACAUGCCCCCACGACUCGAAUUGUCAAGUCCUCUAUGCAGCCACAAGUUAGAGUAACUCCUCCUUCCUGCGUUCCCAGUUUUAGAGUUUUUCUUGUGUUGUAACAUGCUGUCAAAUUUGUCCUCUUGGUAGUUUGUUCAUAAGAGGACUCUUAAUGAUUUAUUC